AUGAAUCGCAGCUUCACCAUCGACUCCAUCCUCGCCCGCAAGUCUACAGUAAAACAAAAGAUUCACUCCGAAGAAAGACUUCAUCUCAUCCGAGUCUUCCUCCAAUCCAGCAACCUCUGGCGACGUUUUCACAGUCUUGGAACAGAAAUGAUUGUGACGAAAAGUGGAAGAAGAAUGUUUCCCACCCUAUCAGUCAUAAUAGCCGGGCUGGAUCCCGUCAAAAAUUAUGUGGUGAUGGUAGAUUUGGAGUGUAUUGAAUUGAAAAGAUUCCGGUAUUCAUUUCAUCAAAGUAAAUGGAUUUCAACAGGGCCAGGAGAAAGUGAACUACCAAGUCGAAUGUUCGUCCACUCCGACUCACCGGCUCGCGGAGCACACUGGAUGAGAGCACCUGUCAGUUUUGAUAAAAUGAAGUUGACGAACAAUCAGUUGGAUAAUAAUGGACAUAUCAUCGUCAACUCUAUGCACAAAUACCGUCCACGAGUCCACAUCAUCGAACAAGACGGCUCUCAAAUGCGACACACAUUCUCUUUCGAAGAAACUGAAUUCAUUGCAGUAACCGCUUAUCAGAACCAUAGAAUAACCAGUCUGAAAAUCGAGUCGAAUCCAUUCGCCAAGGGGUUCCGAGAGUGUGAAGUGCAGGGAAUGGAGAUGAGUCAUCUGGGACUCGGUGGUGGCGGUUCUGGCGCCUUUCAAUCAGUUUUUCCAUUGAUUUUUCCGUAUUUUGCAAAUUUGGCGGCGAAUGGGAUUGGUGUUGAGAAAUGA
Messenger RNA from Caenorhabditis remanei, 762 nucleotides. RefSeq lists its product as uncharacterized. The record is from RefSeq and is a predicted model, not a curated record. Gene Ontology annotation, biological process: positive regulation of DNA-templated transcription; cell fate specification; regulation of transcription by RNA polymerase II. The transcript has 5 exons. Gene Ontology annotation, cellular component: nucleus. NCBI's taxonomy places the organism in Eukaryota, Metazoa, Nematoda, Chromadorea, Rhabditida, Rhabditidae. Bases 1 to 762 code for a protein of 253 amino acids. Gene Ontology annotation, molecular function: RNA polymerase II cis-regulatory region sequence-specific DNA binding; DNA-binding transcription factor activity, RNA polymerase II-specific.